Molecule: messenger RNA, 1101 nt
Organism: Cimex lectularius (bed bug)
Lineage: Eukaryota; Metazoa; Arthropoda; Insecta; Hemiptera; Cimicidae
Product: cathepsin B-like cysteine proteinase 3
Exons: 6
Coding region: 32-1048 (338 amino acids)
Biological process (GO): regulation of catalytic activity
Cellular component (GO): lysosome
Molecular function (GO): cysteine-type endopeptidase activity
Source: RefSeq, a predicted model, not a curated record
AUAACAUAAAUGAUAUUGAGGUAUUUAAAAGAUGGGAGUGAGCCAGUGUGUUUGGGUUUGUUUGUUAGUUGGGUGUGUCUCAGCACACUCCAGCAGUCUAUUUAAUACUCAAUUAUUAAUAAAAAAUGUGAAUGCGGCCAAUGCAAGUUGGACAGCUGGACAGAACUUUGCUGAUGACAUCCCGAUUGCCUAUAUUAAACAGCUGUUAAAUCCUGUAUUUCCGAAGAAAAGGAGUUUUAAGGAGUAUAGAUACAUAAAAGAUGAUGAACCAAUACCAGAACAGUUUGAUUCAAGAGAAAAUUGGCCUAAAUGCAGUUAUAUUCCUCAUAUUAGGGAUCAAGGAUCUUGUGCAUCAGGCUGGGCUGUUGCAGCUGCAACAACAUUUUCUGACCGUUAUUGCAUAUUUUCCAAAGGAAAUUUUUCAAAACCAUUUUCGUCCUAUCACUUAUUGACAUGCUGUGAAAAGUGUGGUGAUGGCUGCAAUGGUGGGCUCGAUUAUAAGGCGUGGGAAUUUUUUGAGGAGAACGGCAUUGUCACCGGAGGAGAUUAUCAUUCGCAUUCUGGUUGCCUACCAUACCAACUGAAGCCUUGUCAACACAACCCCCAAAGCAAACAACCUCAGUGUUUAAUAUUUCAGAAACACACUACUCCAAAAUGUGUCAAAACUUGUGUCAAUAAAAGAUAUCAUGUCAAAUUUUAUAAUGACCAUAGAAAAGUAAAUAAUAUUUACUACCUACCAAAAGAUACAAAGCAAAUUCAAAGAGAGAUAAUGAAAAAUGGCCCAGUCCAAGCUGCAUUUGUUGUUUAUGAAGAUUUCGUUGUAUACAAAUCCGGUGUUUAUCAUCAGACGACCGGCAACGCUUUGGGAGGCCAUUCAGUACGGAUCAUCGGAUGGGGAAAGAACAUCUUACAGGAUGAACCGUAUUGGCUUGUGGCGAAUUCAUGGAACACCAACUGGGGUGAUCAUGGAUUUUUCAAGAUCCGAAGAGGUACAAAUGAAUGUGGAAUUGAAGACGAAGUAAUAGCAGGAGAUCCAUUAAUUACUUGAAAAUUUCAAACAUUUAUUUUUAAAUUUUACAUAGUAAAACCAUGCAGAUUAUA